UCUUGUUCUCUUCCCACUUUACUCCUGAUUCUCUUCCUUUCGGAAUUUCAUCGAACUACUCAACAACCCUAUAUACUUUUUAUUUUAUUUGUAUAAUAUUCUCAUGCAGAUUAAAUAAUCAGAAUAUUUCGACCUUUUUCCUCCGUAUAUAAAUAGGCAACAACACACGUAGAACAUGGCCCCAAACCCUAGUAAACACUCUCAACGACUCAUAUAUAUCAUUAUACCACCUAAUAUUCAUACUUUUGUACGUCAUGAGUUCAAUGGCAAGAGACCGAAAAGAACAAAUGGUCAUCCAGUCUUCCAUCGUCUUGCUUCAAGAAAGAUUCAGACAGCUUCAAAGAGCAAGAGAGCUGAGAGCCGAGCGAGAGCUCCUUAACCCUAAACCUAACCACCAAGACAACAUCUUGCAAUAUUACAGCGAACCCACGAGUUUUGGUUUCUUCCAGUUUCUACCUCUAAACUCUCAAACAUCCUCGUCACAGCAGCUUCUCUCCCUCUCCUUAUGCCCUCAUUCCACCUCUGAAUCCAUCGAAAAGCCAAGCUUUUGUCAUCAGUGGCCAAAUAAAGACGAUAAGAAGAUGGGUGGGUUUGAUCGAUAUGACGACGUUGAUACAUCUCUUCACCUCUAAAAUUUGUUCCUCCAUCUUUUUUCUUUACUUUUAGUUUAUAAAUAUGUAUGUAUAACCUUUUUUUGGGUCAGUAUGCUCCUUUAAAGAGUCUUGUAGGUGGUGGUGAUAUGUAUGGUUAAAAUGGCAAUCAUAUAUAUAUUAAUUAUUUCCAAGUUCAUGAUUUUAUGCCAUAUUUUAUUUUACGAU
Messenger RNA from Capsella rubella, 818 nucleotides. RefSeq lists its product as uncharacterized. The coding region runs from base 255 to 632 and encodes 125 amino acids. The transcript has a single exon. Lineage: Eukaryota; Viridiplantae; Streptophyta; Magnoliopsida; Brassicales; Brassicaceae. The record is from RefSeq and is a predicted model, not a curated record.